GACCAGUUUUCAUUACGCCUGGAAACGAAUAUUGUUUGCGUCUGGGCUGCGAGUCUUCCCCUACCACCAGGUUUUCUCUAUUCACAACUACAAUUACCUCGGGAACUUCAACAAAAUGAGGAAGAAAGGGAGACCUAAAAAGCAGAAGGGAGGAAAAAAUCCCUCAAAACGAUUAGGGCGUCCACGGAAGAAAGUUGCCCCAUAUGAGGAGGAGGUUACCACAAGACCGAGAGCAUCAAAGAGAGCUCGUGUAGAAAGUGAAGAUACCACUAUUGAUAGAAAAGAUAAAGGAGUAAUUUCUACAGUUCUGGUUAUCGAUGAUGGCAUGUCUGAAGGAUUACACAUGUCUACUAGCCAAGUUCAUGCGUUAGGUGCCCUAGUGGCUUGUCGUGAGUGUGGAGAAGCUGUAAGGAUAGGAGUUAGACCAACAACAAAGGGUAUGAUAUCAGAAUUCACAGUAUCUUGUACAGUGUGUGAAGAUCACAAGUCUACUAAUACCCCAAAUUUGAUUCGCGAAAGGAAGAGAAAACGUGAGAAAAAGGAUAUAAUGCUUCAGAAGACAGAGAAUAUUAAUUAUGCUCACGUUGCAGCAUAUUUAGAUAAUGGCCUUGGCUACAGUGGUUUGCGUCAUUAUUGUAAAUACUUCAAUGCCAGAUGUCUAAAUGAAGCAACAUUCAUUGUAUAUGCACGCCAGGUCAUUAGUGAUGUUGUAGCUGAUACAGAGGAAAGUUUACUGUAUAGUGCUGGCAUUGUUAGAGAAGUUUUUAAGAGCCAACUUGAAACUGAUGGGCUUAUUGAUCUUACUGUUGCCUUUACAACCACAUAUCAUCAGUGGGGUAGUGACUUCUGCCUUGUAGCUGGUGCUGUGAUCGAGUUGACAACGGGUCUUGUCCUGGACUAUGAUGUUGCUAAUAUGUAUUGUCAUGUUUGCAAGAUAAAUGCCAAAAAAAUUGUUUCUAUGUCCCCUACAGAAAUGACAGAAUGGUUCAACAAACACCAAGACACAUGUGAGAUAAGAGAAUGGUGUGAUGAAUUGGACCAUGAUGCUGAGGAGGGUGUUAGAGAAAUAGAACCAAAGUAUUUAGAAUGCUUUGUAGCAAAAAAAAUAUGGUCACGCUCCAUUGAAAAGUAUGGAUUCAGAUACACUACACUCAUUCAUGAAAGUGAUGAAAAGAUACAUGAAGAGCUCUCGAGGGCAAAUGUUUAUGAAGACAUUCCCAUUCUUAUUGAUAGCACCACCUCCUGCUUCAGUAGGAGAAAGAGUGAACAUGCUCGAACAUCUUUUCAAACAAAAUUAAAGGGAAAAUGUCCACGUGAACGUGUACAGACCAAAGACAGGAUCAUGUAUGUAUAUGCUAUGUCCAUACCUGAAUACAACAAAUUUGCCAUUUCAUCUAAUAUUAAGUUGAGGCAGUUAGUGAAAGAGCUAGAGGGUGGGUCAGAUGAGCCUUCAAUGAUAUUAGGUCAGCCAAUUGAAGAAUUAGAAGUUCUUGAGCUGAGAGAUGUGAAGAAUGUCCGGCUUGCAGAGGCAAAUGGCCAGGAAGUGGAAGAUGAAGAAGCUGAGAAUGCAGAAGCUGAGAAUGUAGAGGCUGAGAAUGUAGAAGCUGAGAAUGCAGAAGCAGAUGAAGAGCAGGAUGUUGAUGAUCCUGAGGGCCCAGUAGAUGAAGUACUUGAAGAGCAGGAAGAGGAGGAAGCGGGGGAGCAACAGGUUGAAGAAAUGGAGGAGGAGGAGGAGGAGGAGGAGGAGGAAGUACCAGAGGAAAAGGGAGAACAGGAGGAAAAUGAAGAAAAAGAGGAAAAGGGAGAACAAGGGGAAAAUACGGAAAAACAGUUGUCAGAGAGCACGGAAGAAAGGAUGGUGUCAGAACGUUUGGAAAUACAAGAAGUGUCUAAAAGUACGGGAGCUCGGGUGUUAGAGGUAGUGACAGAAAAAAACAAAAGUGGAGCUGCUGAUGACAGCAAAGGGAAUGCUAAACCUGCAAGUGAUAUUUCAAACAAGUCCUUGGAUGUUCCUAGUAACCAAAAGGAGAACAAGUGAUAAAUAUCAAACCUAUAUUCUUGUUGAAAAUGGCCUUUAUUCUUGGAGAUCAAGGGUAUAUAAAAAGAUUCUCUCCCUCCUUUUUCUUUUUCAGAUAAAAGGCAAGCCACAGAAUUAUAUUUUGAUUAAAGAAGCUUAAAAAUUUUUUUUAUCUUAAGAUUAUAGGAACUUUACUGUACAUAUGUGAAGUUGAGAGAUGUUACUGCCAUUAUGUUAAACCGUAUAUUCAUUUAAUACUGUAACUCCGUUACACAUCCAUAUUGACUACACAUACACACAAGUGCAGUGUGUGUAUAUAUAUAUAUAUAUAUAUAUAUAUAUAUAUAUAUAUAUAUAUA
This is a messenger RNA of Homarus americanus (American lobster), 2376 nucleotides long. RefSeq names its product probable E3 ubiquitin-protein ligase bre1. The record is from RefSeq and is a predicted model, not a curated record. NCBI's taxonomy places the organism in Eukaryota, Metazoa, Arthropoda, Malacostraca, Decapoda, Nephropidae. The transcript is spliced from 2 exons. The coding region runs from base 116 to 2038 and encodes 640 amino acids.